UGGAGAUGCUGUUCUUGCUCUAAAAAAGUAGGUGCAAGAUGAUAGAGGACAACGCAAUGUAAAGGUCUCAACUGUCAAUAAAAACUAGCAACCCUGAAAUUUUGACAUCAUCAUCAUGAAAAAAAUGGCAUCUGGUCCUUUGAAAAUGACGUCGCAAAUACUCCGUUUUCUUUUCGUGCUGUCGGCUGCUCUCCUCCUGGUUCCAACAGGAGCUUUGUUUCUUGACGAAAUAGGGAAAUGGGACUGGGCAUUGCACAGUAUAGGCGCACCGCGAAAGUUUCUCUAUACAAAGAAGGCUAUCGUCACAGUUUCCGGCGACAACGUGCUAGCCUUGCUCUCAUGGAGUAGUGGUAAACUGGCCUGGAGGAAAGUAUUGGAGAACAGGUAUAUUCGAGAGGUCGUUGUGGACCGCUCAAAAUCAAGAGCCUUCGUCCUUUCGAGCGAGCCGACACCGGGGAGUGAUGGUACUUGCUUCACGUUCAACGCUAAAGGUCGCGCAGUCGAUAGAAUUUUGUCCGAAUCAAUGUUUCCCAAUACCCAACGGCCGAGUACCUAUGUAUGAAGAAUGAUGACAUUCUUCAUGGCAAAAAAUUAUCAUCGGUGGAUAUGAUAUCACUCAACAUCAACACCUACACCUUUAGGUCUAGUUCACGUGUCAUGUUUUGACGCGACGGCAUCCGGGGAGCUUCUGUGGGAAAAGAAAUUCCCCGACGCGACUGCUGGAACAACGGCUAUCGCCCUGGCAUCAUCAGAAUCUUCGCAGCAACUGACUUUUGCUUACGAGGGAAGUCAGGCGAAGAAAUUCACCCUCCUCGGGCUCGACGACGGCACAGGAGAGCCAUCCUGGAAAACUACUGGAAGUGGCCGCAGCAGCGCAAUAUCGAGGGCUGGAAACCAAAUCACGGUUAUCGGACCCGGAAGCUUUCGACAGCUGCAGAAGAAAGAUGACAAGUAAGAAGGAAACCGCUAGUGGUUUUUUGCUCAGCGUUUUAAGUGUUGAUGUAGAAGUUGUACUAGUAGUUUAAUAACAAGAACAAAGUAUGCAUAGUGAUUACUUAAUACGAUCGCACUUUUUAAUAUUUUCUUCACAACUUGAAAAUGAAACUCAAACUACUCAAAUCAGGCCUUCCGGUUUCAAAGAGGUGAAGGUUGAGGGAAAGUCACUCGACAUUGCGCUCAUGUUGCAAAAUUUCGUCGUACUAAAAGAGGGACCAAAAGCCAGCAGUGGCGUUGUCGUCAACGUGCUAACAGGCAAAUCGGCUGGCAAAGUGGCCUCCCUCGGCAAGGGGCUUAUACCAGUCCCGAAUUCCGACUGCUUUGUACUCGCAGAAAAGCUAGAGUGCGUAGAUUCAGCGAAGCAGACAGUUGUUACUCUAUUCAAAGCUCCAGCAGCAAAGCGGUUAUUGCCCUUGGAAAAAGUACCAGAUGUCGGAGCCGCGCAAGCCGACGCAGAGGCACCAACGACAGCUGUGUCGAUCCUGAUCGUUGGGGAAAAAACAGGUAUAAUCGCAUAGUAAGCACCUAGUUGUUCUAAUUUCUCACUUUAGGUACUCAUGACCAUGUUUUAUCUAGUAUACCUAUACGACCUUCACUUACGUUUCAUUUUCCAUAACGGUGAUCGUGAUGUCAUGCCUGCGUAUCUAAGUGUACUGAAGAAGAUGCAUGAAAUUCCACCGUGAGCAGUCGCGCUGUACUAUCGAACGUUCACCAUUAGGCGCUCAAAUCGCGACAUUUGAUCUAGCUAGCGGAAAAGAGUCUUCUGCGAAGACCACAGUUUCGCUAGAAAUGCUCGACAGCAUGCCUACCUACGUUGCGCAACGAGAUGACAAGUAUUUGCUGGCUUCCGCAUCGCACGAGCUCCUGGUGAGCGACGGCAGCGCGUCAGUUGUCUGGAGAAGGGAGGAGGGACUUGGCUCAGUCGCAGACUCGAAGUUUUGGAAUGUGGGAGUGGUACUAUUUGUUGUUAAAAAUCCACAACUCGAACUCAAGAACCGUCGAGCUUGUAAUAUAUCCGUUGUAGUGAUCCCGUGAUUUAGGCAGCUGUUGCAGCAAGGAAACUUGUAGCCAGCUGCAGCUGAGUAAAAUGAUUAAUUAUGUAAGAAUAUUAACCCUCCGUAAUUCAAACGCAACCCACUCCCACAUCAGGGCUCCGAAGCGCUUGUCGCAAUAUCCGGGAAGAGCUCUGUUGAAAAGGCGGCCGAGGGAUUUGAUGUUGCUGCCGCUGCUGAGACACUGUUGAAUUUUGCUGACACUAAGGCAAGCGCAAUCUUGCAACUCCUUGAAAACCUUGGACGGCUCGCAGUUUCCAUUAUUGCACCGCCAUUGGCACCCGCGCCACCCGUGGUAAACUCGCAGACUCCAAAACUGAAGUUUGGUAGUGCCUCUUCCUUGAUAUUAUAGUAGUUUCCAGGACGUAUUUGAAAUCAAUGCAGCAAUCAUGAUGUAUACUGAGUAAAAGAGCCUUUGCAGACACACAGUCCUUCUUUACAAACUUUCAGUUCUUGCAGGCUCUUGAUGAUAAAUAGAUGUCCUUGGAAUCGCCACACUUGAUCGAUUCAUUCCUUUUCAGAUCCUAGCUCGAAGAUGCUUCCAACGCCAGUUGCGCCACGGUCGGCAGAAAUUUUGCGUAGCUAUGAUGGCAACCAACUGAUUUUCGCGCUCUCAGUGAAAGCUUCGAAAGUCUACGCUUUGGAUGCACCCACUGGAAAAAUGGUUUGGACGCGUUUUCUUUCUUUACCGGAGAACAAGGCAUCGGAUGAAAGCACAAUCGGAAAAGUGUCUAUCCAAACAACUGCAAGCGGCACCGAGCAAUUGCUACUCGAGGUGUCGCGUCUUUCUGGAGCGGAGACUACCUCAAAGUUCUGGGUUCUCUCUCCUCUAACGGGCAACGUGAUCAAGUCACAGAGUUUUACUCUACCUGGAGCCGACGUUACUGCUGUGCCAUUGAGCGGCCAAGGAUUGCUUUUGACGAGCAGUGACAGCACAGGGGCAGUUGUUAAGUCCUUUCAGAGCUCAAAAGCUGCAUCGUCUUCGGACGAAGAGCUUCAAUCUAGUAUUCCCAGCGAUGUGUAUGGCGUGGAUGCCCACGAAAACACGCUCACCGGUUAUGCACUGCUCGCAGGAUCCCUGCAGAAACAAACGGUUUGGACGCUCGACUUCGGGUCACUUGGAGAGAAGGUACUUGGAUACCAGAAGUCAGUCGACACGGAACAAACAGUGCCAGUCCACGUUCGAGGAGACGCAACAGUGAUGUACCGAUUCUUGGACCCAAAUAUGCUGGUGGUCCUCGCUGAGAAGUUGCCAUCCGACGAUGAGGCAGCAGCGUCCCAAUCGUACUCCUCAUACGGGGACGAUUCUGCCGAACUCGCGAUCACGGGAGGAGGUGGCCUUACGGUCUACAUCCUUAACGGCGUCAGCGGACAAAUAUUGCACCAAAACAGGAUCACUGAGGGCGCAGGGCCAGUGCACUUUCUUGCGGCAGAGAACUGGGCACUUGUGCACUACUGGAACCAAGUGCGAUCAAGGUACUUACUUGAAGAAUGGUCCAUACUUACAAUUCAUUUACUGUACCUAUUCAUUCGAUUCGGUCGACGGCAGUUGUUGUAUCUGCGAAAACGAAAAGUGAAAAACCAAAUAUAGGUGACAUGUAGUUCUAGUUCGUUUCUCUGAAUGUAGAAUAUCUAAUAAAUAUGCGGUCGCUCUGUAACUGUAUUCUGCCAUUUUGAUGGACAUCCACAGGUUUGAAAUUUACGUCGUUGACUUGUACGAGAAUCGGGAGGACGGAGGAGCGUGGAAGCUGCUGUUUGGCGCUGAGCCAAGACCAAGGUCGGCGUUUCAGCUCGAUACGCCUAUCCCUAUCCAUCAGACCUUCAUCUUCCCACAUCGCGUAAAAGCUAUCGGCAUCACGCACACAGCGAAGGGCAUCACACAGAAGGCCGUGCUCUUCAGCUUGGCGCAUGGGGAAAGCGUAGUAAAGCUGAACAAAGAUCAAUUGCUGAAUCCAAGGAGACCACUCAAGCUUCCAGAUGGUAUUUCUAUUUGCGGAUUUGAAAACUAAAACUUUAUGCGGGAUUAUGAACUAGGAAUCAGUCUAAGGACUCGAAGAGUACAUUAUAUAUAUCGUACUAGAUGCACUCGCUAGACCUCCAUUUCAAGUUGUUCGACCACAUCAGCCCUCUUUGAAACCUAUCAGGUACCGACGACAAGGCUCGCAUGCAGGUGUUGCCGAAGAACCUGCAGGUUACUAAGGACGACGUAAUUUUCCCCUACUCUCCUCUGCUUAUAGUAGCGCCGCAGGAUAUCCUGUCAUACUAUUUACCCGUGCGCGCAUCGAAGUUCGCAUCCGCCGCGACUAGUCUGGAGAGUACGAGUUUAGUGCUUGCAUACGGCAGUCUGGACCUGUUCUUUGCGCCAGUGCGACCAAGUCUGGCGUAUGACAUUCUCGGCGAAUCCUUCGAUUAUUUCAUUCUCUACUCAACGGGCGCUGCGACGUUCCUGGCCUGGGCAAUCACACAGAAAAUGGUACGCAGCAGGCAGCUCAGUGACAGGUGGAAGUGAGCUGCGGAGUGUUUCAAAGUCAUGCAUGCUGUAUCCCCUCCCUGCUCCGCUCCCAGCGACUCGUUUUGAAGCAGGAGCAGCCUGUAAUCUCUUCGCGGUCUUCGCUACUCCUGCUUUCCCCAACCCCACAUAAAGAUAGUGCGCUUGUAGUUUCACAUUCUCUUCUUCAAUUGACGCGUUUUGGUUUAUUAUUAUUUCACGGACCCAUCCGUACGCUGCUGGACAGUCGCCAAUAAGGCUGAAUUCUUCUAGUAGGCGCUACAAAAUGAUAGGAAUCACUCUUGCUGAAAAAUUCCCA
Molecule: messenger RNA, 4855 nt
Organism: Amoebophrya sp. A25
Lineage: Eukaryota; Dinophyceae; Syndiniales; Amoebophryaceae
Source: the annotation of a GenBank genome assembly